Molecule: messenger RNA, 882 nt
Organism: Canariomyces notabilis
Lineage: Eukaryota; Fungi; Ascomycota; Sordariomycetes; Sordariales; Chaetomiaceae
Exons: 2
Coding region: 40-525 (161 amino acids)
Source: RefSeq, a predicted model, not a curated record
UCCACUCAAUUCUGCCACCAUAUUGAACUGCCAACAUUGAUGAUUGCAGGCUGCAACAGCCGUGUCUCACGGCGCACCAACACGUCACUGAAGCUUCCGGGGCGCCCUACUAGACAGUCGCUCUCCUGCAUAGGCCGCCAUGCACCGCCCUCAUGUCGACUGUCGAGGUCUUGGCUCUCGAGAAGAGCUUCGUCGGCAAGGUUUCCAACGACUAGGUACAAGUUUUCUUCGGACUCAUCAUUUAGGUCCAGGUCCGUUCGACGUCAUUCCCUCACAGGCUGUGCGAACAUACAGAGCAUACCGACAAUAAGUUACCUAAUCUGGAUUCUGGAAAAUGAACGGCUCGACGGCGACCUGACGUUCGUUAGACGCCGGCGUCCAGCAUGUUGUUUGCACGGCAAGCUUGGAGUGCCGAUCCAACGGCGCUGCCAGCGACGGGUUCUUGGGGAAGCUGGAAGCUGCGAAGUAUUAACUCAUGGCAACCUCAUUCAGUCUACAGCAAGUAUUCUUGCACCGACAAGUUGAAAGCUCCAACACCACCGAUCCGUGAGCACCUAAUUUGGCUAUGGCAGCAGCAGCGGAUUUUUACCGGUUUCGCUGCGCUUCAGCGAAUGGAGGCAUGACCUUGCCGAGCCGACGCGAAAGAAAAGCGUCCUUGAUCCGAGGCUGCCAUGAUCUAAUAUUACUGACGGCGAUGUGGAAGCAUUGCUACUACUAACGCUACCUAGUAUGGCGUUUUAGGCGGAGCGGCUAACCAAGCCCUGGAACGACUUGCCAGGCAAGAUCUCUUGACAAAACCACGGACAAGGGACCAUGACUUGCGAUCUCUGAGACCGAACGGUUCUUGUCAAACUGUGGGCCAGGAGCUCAGGUUCAAGUUUC